CCCUUUAAUCAUCAAGCUCCAAACACAGCAAUACACAACCUUCCUUUGCACUUAAAACCCGAGUCCCCAGCAACAUCCCCUUCACCACAAUCAUGCAGAUGUACAGGUGUGAAGCUGAGAAAAUACAAUGCAACAACGGGGGUUCUCAGGGUUCCUACUCAUCUGACUACAAGCAUGAUGCACACAAAUCAGCUGGCUGUGUAGGUGGCCAAUCAGGCCACAACAGCCAUGCUAGCCAUGUCUCCGGACACAACGGCCAUGCCAGCCAUGUCUCGGGCCACAACGGCCAUGCCAGCCAUGUCUCGGGACACAACGGUCAUGCCAGCCAUGUCUCGGGACACAACGGCCAUGCCAGCCAUGUCUCAGGACACAAUGGCCAUGCCAGCCAUGUCUCGGGACACAACAGCCAUGCCAGCCCUGUCUCGUGCCACAAGGGUGCCAACCAUGUCUCGGGUGGCCAUGCUAGCCAUGGUUUAGUCCACCACAGCUCUGCCAAUGCCUCAAGCCACAAUGGUCAUGCCCAUGCCUCAGGCCACAAUGGUCAUGCUAGCCAUGGCUUGGUCCACCAUAGCUCUGCACAUGCCUCAAGCCACAAUGGUCAUGCCAGCCAUGGCUCGGGUCACCAGAACUCUGGCCAUGCGAGCCAUGGCUUGAUCCACCACAACUCUGGAAAUCAUGGAGGUAGCCACCACUCUUCACACCAUGUAAGUUGUGAGGUCAGUGAGAAGAAGGAAGAGCACUGCAAAUCUGGACACAUGAAGAUCAAGAAGAAAUCAUCCAAGAACUACAAGUGCAGUGAUGACAGCAGUGACAGCGACAGUGACAGUGGACACUGUGCAAAGAGGUGCUAAGCAAGCAGAACUCAGGCAACAGCCGAAGAUCGAAGUUCAGAUGCUUCUGAUAAAAUUAUAACUAUAUUUAUAAGAUUAUGAUAUUUCGCAAAUAAUGUCCACCUUUUACCAUAGCUACGCACCAUUUCAUAGGAUAUGGUAUAGUGCGUGUUAUGCAAGAAUGGAUGGCUUCCUUAUUGUACUGCUCGUUUUGCUUAUGAGUUAUCAAUGAAACAGUUUAUGAUGUGCA
Molecule: messenger RNA, 1080 nt
Organism: Beta vulgaris subsp. vulgaris (sugar beet)
Lineage: Eukaryota; Viridiplantae; Streptophyta; Magnoliopsida; Caryophyllales; Amaranthaceae
Exons: 2
Coding region: 93-851 (252 amino acids)
Source: RefSeq, a predicted model, not a curated record